AUACAUACAUACAAAAUUGUCAUUAUUUGUGCUCACUCGUAGUUUUCACUUUACGUCCAUUGAAGGAGGUCAGACUUUCUCAAUAUAUGGAUUUGAGAAGAACAAGAGAUGUUGUGGUGAAUCAGCGGAAUGCUCCUCUGUGUUGAUUGCAGAAGCUUGUCCUGCAGUAUGGAUGGUAACCACAAGGGGUUGCCACACAACUACUGUUCGAAUUUUUGAUGGGAUACAAAGGUCUUCAUGGUUUAAUGUGUCCUGGUGAUUGUUGACACAGCCCCAGAUCGUGGAGGCUUGAGCAUCAUAAUGACCAAUGGAAUUGACCUUAGAGGUAAUGUCAGUUAGGUUAACAAACUUUCAUGAACCAGUGAUCACAGUUGCUAGUAGCAACGAUAGCCUCCACUCUACUACUGUAACCAGACCUAUCCAGCAACUAUCACAAAGCAAAGUGCCAGUCUGAUUCGAAUUACACAAUAGCUUACCGUACUGUCACUGCCCCGUUCUAUAGAGUUUGAGCAUUAAUUAUAAUAGAUUUCUGUUGUUAAAAAGUGGGGGGACGUGUUCCAUUCAUGUAUAAUGAAACCUACACCCCUGAUUGAAAAGCAAUCACAGUGAAAUGGUGAGAGUGAAUAAAGCAAUUAAGAAGUCAGUAGUGAGUGUGAAUGAACACUCAUCGCAGCUUUGGAAAGAAUGGGCAAACACUGUACGCAAUGGGGAUGAACUGACUCGCCCGAAGAGAAAACGGACCUGAAGUUACUGAUCAACGGGAGGUCGAGAACAGCCUUGAGUGAUUAGCUGCUAGAAGAUAUAUGCGUACUGUUAUUUGAAUUUUCUUUUUAGUUACUUUUUUUUACUUAGCUAUUUUUUUAUUAUUUCGAUUUUGGUAAUGAAAAUGAUUUUGCCAUAACCACAAAUACCAAUUCAUCGGAAGUAAGUCGGACAAUAAUUUUCAAUAAGACAGCUUAAAGGAACCUUUACUCAUAGAUCCACAAUAAAUGUUUCCGGUCAUCAAACCGAAUUCACAUAAUAAUGUAGAAACCAAGACCUACCGUUGAUUAACGACCACGUCCGGAAGUUGAUUGAUUGACGGUCACGCGCCUCAGGGUGAGCUAGCGAAGUAUAACUGAGUCAGUGUUUUCCUGAACGCCGUGCUGCUGUCUUUAAACUCAAGGUCCAGUGUGACCUGGGAUCUUCCGAAGACAACCUGUGUGGCCUGUAGGACUUCAUUCCCGCCUCCCUGUGGAUCUGCAACAAAUAUCUUGUCUCCCAUCUCCCUCAGCUGAAAACCUCAGGAUGCUAAUGGAGACUCCCAUGGCCGCGGCCUCUCUCCCCCCUCCUUCUCCUCUGACCCCUGACCCCUGUCAUCCCCCUGAAAACACACAGGGGUUGUCUCCCUACCUCACCCCUCCGCCUCCCCCUCCUCCCCCACCCCCUCCUCUCCCUGAAGGCUGUGAUGCCUUCUCCCGUAGCGUGCUCCGGCGUUCCAAGAUGAGGAACUUCAACUGGGAUGCGAUCCCGUGCCAGUCGGUCCUGGGGAAGAGGAAUGUGUGGACGUCUCUGGGUCAGCGACCCCUGGAGCACUUUGAGUUGGACACCCAGAGAAUCGAGGAGAUGUUCAGCCGCUCCGACACCCAGCCACGCAUCCGGAAGACCGGGCUUGUCAAGAAGGCCAUUGGGGACCUGCCCCCCGCGACUCUGCCAACUCAGGGGGUGUCAAUCCUCAACUCUAAGAAGAGUAUGAACGUUGGGAUCUUUCUGAAGCAGUUCAAAAGGCCUGUUAAGGACAUUGUAGAUGACAUCACAAGGGGGAACUGGCUGAGAUUCGGGGCAGGGAAACUCCAGGAGCUCUGUAAACUCCUCCCGGAGGAAGAAGAGGUAAAGAGGCUCCUCUUGUUCAGUGGAGACCUGAGCAGGUUGUCUGAGCCGGACCUCUUCAUGGUGCUGCUGGUCAAAGUACCGGGCUAUGAGGAGCGUCUGAGGAGUCUGUUGUUGAGAGAAGAGUUCCUCCCCCUGAUGGACCAUAUGAAACAUUCCAUCACUGUCCUGAUUAAGGGAGCCAACGAGCUGUUAAACUGUGAGGACCUCCACUCUAUUAUCCGCCUGGUUUUGAAGGCUGGCAACUACCUGAAUGCUGGGGGGUAUGCAGGCAGUGCCAUUGGUUUCAGGAUGACAUCUCUACUGAAGCUGGCAGACACCAAGGCCAACAAACCUGGCAUGAACCUCAUGCACUAUGUUGCCAUGCAGGCCCAGGAGAUUGACAUGGCUUUGUUGAACUUCCCUGUGCAGCUUGAACACAUUGGGAUGGCUGCAAGGGUGAAGAAGCAGGAGGUGGAGUCAGACUUUCAAAGGCAGGUGGAAAAGGUCAAGAAAGCCAAGAUGGAUGCCAAGAGACACCCUGAUCUACUUUUGCAGAUGCAGACAUUCCUCAUGAGGGCCGAAGCAAGGCUGGCUGACCUCCAGGUCUGUCUGAUGGAACUCAACUCCCUGAAUCAGGCUGUUGCUGAGUACUUCUGUGAAGAGCCAACCACCUUUCAGCUGGAAGAAUGCUGCGCCAUCUUCCACUCCUUCUGUGAGCGCUUCAGAAGGGCUGUUCAGGAAAACCAUGAGCGGGAGGCGGUUGAGCUGAGGCUCCGGCUCAGAAAGAGUUUCCAAAAAGCGGCCAAGCCUCUGUCCGCAGGUGGUCUGGAGGCCAGCGAUACUGGGUCCGGGUCCAGCCUGGAGUCGGUCCUCCACAGCUUCCUGAACACUUCGCGCCUCAGGGGGCCCCGGGGUUCAACCCGACGCAGACCACCCCACCCAUUCCCCCUGCCUCCCGGGAUAUUGUCCCCUGUCAGGGCCUCCCCCUCCCCACAGACAGACUCCCCACAGACAGACUCCCCACAGACAGACUCCCCACAGACAGACUCCCCACAGACAGACUCCCUGGCAGACGAGCCAGAAGAUGGAGGAAGACCAGGGCCUAGCCGGGACACCAUCCCAGGAGGGGGUACCCCGGGUGGGGAGGAUGAUGGGUUGACACCCCGGUGGGACAGGGAGAACCUGGGGCAGGCAGAGGAGACGAGAGGGGAGUGCUGGCCCUGUGAGCUGGGUAGCUCUGCUGCUGAGGUGGAGCGAGUGGAUGGGGGGAUGGACCUGGGGAAGGACGAGCAGCACAGAUCCCGUCUGGACUUGCCUUUGGAGAAUGGUGAAGACAACUACGAGGAUGAGGAGGUGGAAAAAGAGGGCAAGACGGUUACCCCUGAGGACCAGAGGUCAAGGGUGGGCUCAAAGACACCCUUAUCCAUCAACCAAACACAGAGCCCUCAGAGCUUUGGCUGUCACAGCCUGUCCCCUCUACUACACACACACCCCACUCAGAGGGAGGAGAGGAGAGGGGAGGUGGAGGAGAGGGAGAUGAGAAUGGCUGAAGAUGCCGAGGAGAGCAUUGAGAAUGUUGGGAGGAGAGAGGGUGAGGAGGAGAAGGACGAGGAGGUGCGAAGGAUGUGUGAAUUGUCCAGGAAGGUCAUUCACUACCAGACCAGCCGAGGCAGGUUAUCCGAUGACCAAACUGAAUUUCCAGAGGGGGAUGGCACCUCCCCUUGCCCCCUCCCCCAACCCUCCACCCCUUGCUCCAGAAGGAUGAGACAGGUUGACCUGGCUCUCUGGCACAGCCCUCGCCCCGCCCCCCAGCCCUCCACCCCAGGCAGCAGGGGCAUGACACAGGUAGACCUGGCUGGCUGUAACCUGGGGUCCCCCUGGGUCAUCCUCAGUCCUCACUCAACACCCCUAAACCACAGCCGACGCCGACACUCGUUUUCCGCCCCCAGUGAAGACUGUGGCCUUGAUGACGACGUCUGGUUGUUACCCCCCACCCCAACUCGAUUUUCUUCCCCCACUCACCCCUCCACUGCCGCCUGCUCUCAUCUGCUCCUGCCGGGUGAGGCGAGGGCUCUGCUGAGACCCCCUGGAAACACAGAACUCCAGGGUAGGAGGCCCUGGUCCCUGCCUGACUGCCCCAGUAGAAUAGCUCUGUCCCAUGGCCCCGCACUUCGGCCUCUCUGCCUGGAUGAGACGGAAGGGAGCCGUGUUACGGGAUUCAGCUUCCGCCUGGGGGAGCUGAUCCAGAAACACAGCUCCCUGAGGCUGUGGGCCGGAGGUGACUCGGAUGGUACCGCUGAGGACCGGGGACCCGUGGAGAGACACAACAGUAACUCCGGGAUCGUGUCUUUCUUCAGACGCUUCGGGGAGUGGAAACGAGACAGCUUGGAGGAACUGUACUCUGGAGGGAAAUGCACUUAACCAGUGACAGAGGGAAGACAAGGCGAGUGGGGAGUGAGGGUAGAGAUGAACAGGGAGGUUUAGUCUUUUUAAAAUGUCUGUGAUGUUGACAUUGUUAUUUAAAUGCAUUUCAUUUAAAGUGAGCUACUCCUUUUUAAGAGAGUAUGACAGCUCUUUUAAU
This is a messenger RNA of Esox lucius (northern pike), 4432 nucleotides long. RefSeq names its product FH2 domain containing 3 (gene fhdc3). The transcript has 12 exons. The coding region runs from base 1288 to 4272 and encodes 994 amino acids. Lineage: Eukaryota; Metazoa; Chordata; Actinopteri; Esociformes; Esocidae. The record is from RefSeq and is a predicted model, not a curated record.